Molecule: messenger RNA, 3042 nt
Organism: Malaya genurostris
Lineage: Eukaryota; Metazoa; Arthropoda; Insecta; Diptera; Culicidae
Gene: Noc1
Product: CCAAT/enhancer-binding protein zeta
Exons: 3
Coding region: 113-3019 (968 amino acids)
Cellular component (GO): nucleus
Source: RefSeq, a predicted model, not a curated record
AACAAAUAACAAAACAGAAUCGUGUUCGCGCACAUGUUUUAUUGUAAUUUUGCUAGUUAUGUGUAGAAGAAAUAUUCCAAGAAUCUGAUAAAAACGAUCGUUGCAGAUUGGGAUGGCUAUCAAUAAAUUUAAAACGCAUCAGAAAAAGAUUUCGAAAACAAAUGAUCAUGAUUCAGCAUCCAAACAGCAGAAGAAGAAGAAAAUUGUGUUUACGGACGACGGUGAACAGCUUGAGGUUCCGGUUGAUGUGACGGUUUCGACCAACGAGACCGAUCAAAAGCCAAAAAGUAAUAAGAAAAUUAAAAGUGAUAAGCAUUUGCCUAAAUUUCUACAAGAAAAUGGAGAUACAAUUGAAAAACGCUGGUACGAGCAUUUCGACGGUUACAAUACGACCGGCGAACUAAUCGAGCUGAAGGACACAGAAAUAUCCGAACUGCGGAAGCUUUGCAAAUCGGCCUUCGAUUCUGAAUGUCGCAAUCUAAUGAUACAGAACCCACAGGAUGCGAAGUGGUUACUGACGGCUCUGGAUAAAGGAACCACACGGGAUCGAGCGAAUGCGGGUGCACUGCUGGUACAAACCAAUCCGUUGUGCAACUUGCAAGCCUUUGAAACGGUAGUCGGAAUGGUUAAACUAUCCAACAAUGGUCACUUGGAAGUAGUUGAAGUGCUGACGGAGUUGAUGCUGAACUCGAUUAUGCCUGCGUUUAGGAAGCUGAUUUCUUUGCCAUUGCGAGGGGCAGACUGGAAGAAUAUAAAGAAGCUGGACAUCGACAGAACGUUGCGAGAUCGUAUUUUUGCAUACUGGCAUUUCGAAGACGCCCUGCGAGAUGUUUAUUUCGCUUUUCUGAACAAUCUUUCCGCAUUGAUUCAAACCGGUCAGGACAAUACCAAGAUGAAGGUGAUUCAGUUUGCUUCGAAAUUGUUCACGAUGAUACCGGAAAAAGAAGCCUAUCUGCUGUCCAUGUUGAUUAAUAAGCUCGGAGAUCCAGGGAAAAAGGUCGCUGUGAAAGCUUUAUACCAUUUGUCUGAGGUCGCUAAAAAGCAUUCGGCGAUGUGUCCGGUGAUUGUUGCGGAAGCGGAGAAACUGCUGUUCCGAAAUAACAUUUCUGCUAGUGCACAGCACUACGGUUUAAGUUUUCUAGCGGCGAUUAGCAAUUAUGGCGAUUUCAGUUCGUGCGAUAAGAUGAUUAACAUUUGCUUUUCUUUCUUCAAAAUUCUAACUCAGAAGGGUGAAGUUAACUCGAGAACCAUGCAAUCCAUUUUGACCUGCCUUCGGAAGGCUAUCGGAAACGUGAAACGGGACGUUGAUAUUGCAAAUUUCGUAAAACCGGAGGUACUGGAUACGGUAUAUCGAUUGAUUCAUUUGGCGGAUAUUUCCAUCGCAUGUCAGGGACUUUCGUUGCUACUGGAGAUCACCGAAUCGAAGGGACCCGAACAGAAUCGAUUUUACAAUGCGCUCUACAGGAAAUUACUGGAUCCCCAAAUCGCCACGAUUGGGCCCCGAAUAACGAACAUCUUUUUCUACAUUCUUCAUAGAGCCAUUCAGAACGAUCCGAUUCCGGAUCGAGCUCAGGCUUUCAUUAAACGGCUUCUUCAGAUUGCUUUCUACUUCCCACCGGCUCGGGUUUGCGGUGUUUUAAUUAUCAUAAAUAAGGUUCUUCGAAAGCGGAAGAACCUUCGUCUGGACGGUUUGGAUCCUUCGUUAGCUGAAAAUAAACCGGAAGAAGACGAGGAGCCGUCUGAGGUAGCGGGACAGAAAGUUAAAACCGAAAGCAAUCGUCAAGUUUCCCGGUACGACCCGUUCCACCGAGCGUCGGAGUUUGCCGGUGCCAAAUACUCCCUGAAGUACGAACUCACUCGAUAUUUGGAGUAUUUUCAUCCGACUGUGAGAAGUUUUGCUCAAAGUAUUAUCGAUAAUACACCUCUAACCUACUACGGGGACCCACUGAGAGACUUUUCUCUGGGACACUUUUUGGAUCGGUUCGCAUUCAAAAAUCCGAAGAAACCAAAAACGGAACUAAGUGAAAACGGAGAACCGGUUGCUCGUAAGAAGAUACUGGGGGUGGCCCAGCGGAAGGGUGAUUAUGUGCCAAGCGGCUCCCGAGGCCUACCCGUACAUUCGCUGACUAGUGAUCGUUGCACCGAGGACGAGCAAUAUAUCUUCCGUUUCCUGGAGCAAAAACGAGAACGAAUUCGGGAGGCCAAAGAACUUGCUGAUGCUAAGAAAGCAAAAGCUGGUACCACGACAGACGAAGAUGUGUCGGAUGCGGAAUCGCUCGAUGACGAUGAGUUUGAUUCGUAUCUCGAUCGGCUCGGUAUUGCUGGCGGAGACGAUGAUGCAGCAGAUUUAGACGUAGACUUUAUGAAUGAAUUCGAGCAGGAUAUAACCCAGAAAGCUGGAAAGAAGAAGCGCAAGAGUACUGCGGAUGAGGAUGACGACGAGGAAGAGUUCGGUGACUGGGAGGACACUAGGGAUGUGGACGAUGGGGAUAACGAUGACGAUGACGAAGAUGAUGGCUUUGAAGAAGAUGAAUUUAGUGAUGGUGGUAGUAUUUCGCUAGAUGAAGACGGAAGCGAUGAAGAGGAGGACCUGGACAGCGGUGAGGAUGAACUGCAACCUGCCAAGUCCAGAAACCAAAAGCGCAAGAGCGAUUCUACUGUAAACGACAAGGAGUUCCAGAAGAAAUUGAAAACGAACGAUUUCAACUCGUUAUUCGCAGCAGCUGAUGAUUUCUCGGAAAUGCUGGAAAAGAACGUCAGCUCGAAGGAUACGUUCCAUGGAACAUUGGGUGAAAUCUUUAACAAGGACAAUGCUUCCACGAAACAAAUGGCUUGGGAACAGGCUCGUUUCAGCGGAAAGAAUCGGAUGCAGAGUGGAAAGAAGCGCUUCGUGAGCAAGAAGCAUGGUUCGUCAGGCGGCGGUACGAAGGAAAAAAAGUUUGUUAAAGGAGGCACCAAGAAACCGUUCACCAAAUCAAAGAGUGGUCUCAGUAAAGUGGGAGGUAAGCGAAAGAAGUAAUAUAGCGUUUCUAUGUUCGACAA